This is a messenger RNA of Zophobas morio, 2742 nucleotides long. RefSeq names its product vacuolar protein sorting-associated protein 53 homolog (gene Vps53). Lineage: Eukaryota; Metazoa; Arthropoda; Insecta; Coleoptera; Tenebrionidae. The transcript has 4 exons. Gene Ontology annotation, biological process: retrograde transport, endosome to Golgi. The coding region runs from base 325 to 2655 and encodes 776 amino acids. The record is from RefSeq and is a predicted model, not a curated record. Gene Ontology annotation, cellular component: GARP complex.
UGUAACAUUUACUUGAUUUAUUUUGCAGACAAGAUUCAAUUAUAUCAACAAAAAAUGCAGACAUUAAAUUAACAUUGUUGGUGUUUAGUCGUUGAUUUUGUGCCACUUUACUGCAAGGACGUGAUCUUUUGCAUUGCCAACCUAACAAAUAAUCAAAUUACUUCCACAACAAAACGGUCGUGGCUGUUUAUCCAAUUUAACCAUUAUCAGUAUUAUCAUUUGCAUUUAAUUGAUUUUCAUUGUCAAAAAUCGCCUAUUAGUGCCUCCUUUACCUUUUGUGUUAUUUUCGUAAGUUGGCAAUAUUUGCACCCUUGGGGGCUGAUCAUGGAGACACCCCUCGAGGACGAUGUCCUCGACGAAGACAAUCAAGACUUCUUCAUAAAUUUCACCCCUGAAGUCCAAAAGGCAAUCGACGAGGUUUUACCCAGUAAAGACCCUCUGGACGAACCAGACUUCAACAGCAUCGACUACAUCAACUCCCUUUUCCCCACGGAACAAUCGCUUUCGAACAUCGAUGAAGUCGUCACCAAAAUGGAAAAUAAAAUCCAGUCUAUCGACAACGAAAUCAGCACUGUGGUACGAGGGCAAAUCACCGCAAGUCAAGAUGGCCGUCAAGCCCUCGACGAAGCGCAAAAAGUCAUCAAACAACUGUUCCAACACAUAAAAACCAUCAAAGAAAAAGCGGAAAAGUCUGAGGAGAUGGUUAGGGAAAUUACACGUGAUAUCAAACAGCUGGACUGCGCUAAAAGAAAUUUGACAUUGGCGAUAACUACGUUAAACCAUCUCCAUAUGUUGGUAGGGGGCGUUGAUACUUUAAAGUUGCUCACACAGAGGCGUCUUUAUGGUGAAAUCGCCCUUCCACUUCAAGCAAUCAGUGAAGUGAUGACUCACUUUGAAAACUACUCUGAUAUACCCCAAAUCAAGAAUCUGAGUGAUCAAGUAAAGUCAAUUCAUGUGGAGCUUGCCGAGCAAAUCACGCAUGAUUUUAAGGAGGCUUUUUCCGGCAGCAACAAGAGUUCUAUUCCUAAUAAACAACUAGCACAGGCUUGUCUGGUUGUGUCAAUUUUAGAUCCGAAAGUUAAACGCGAUUUAUUGAAGUGGUUUGUAAAUCUGCAACUUCAGGAGUACAACCACUUGUUUCAAGAAACGGAAGAUACGGCAUGGUUGGAUAAAAUCGACAAAAGAUACGCUUGGAUCAAACGUCAUUUACUAGAGUUUGAAGACCGUCUGGGGAAUCUUUUCCCACAAAACUGGGAAGUCUCAGAACGAAUAGCGGUUCAGUUUUGCCACAACACGCGAGAAGAACUCUCUAAAAUUAUGAUGAAACGAAAAAGCGAAAUUGACGUAAAGUUACUACUAUACGCGAUACAGAAAACUUCGACUUUUGAAACUUUGCUCUCUAAACGCUUCACUGGGAUUACGUUAAAAGACGACGAAACUGAUACUGAAACAGAUUUGGUUAGAUCACCCUUCACGGGUUUAAUAGGCAACUGUUUUAUCCCCCACUUAGAAAUCUACAUUGAAAGUAUAGAUAGAAACUUGUCAGAUUUAAUUGAGAGGUUUGUUCAAGACUCAAAGCAAACCCAACCCACGGAAGCUACAGAAACUCAAGCUUCUAUUCUUCCUUCGUGUCCCGAUUUGUUCGUAUUUUACAAAAAAAGCAUGAUUCAGUGCACGCAGUUGGACAAUGGGCAGUCAAUGUUAAACCUUACUAAAACCUUCCAGAAGUAUUUACACGAAUAUUCUGAAAAACUCCUCCAAAAUAAUUUACCCAAAAUAGAGGCACAGAGUCUCGGAACGAGUGUUCAAUUGUUGACGCGCGAUCUCCAGAAAAUGUCGACUUCCGGCCUCAUUCAGAACUUCUCGUCUCUUUUGAAAGAAGGCGAGCUUACGAGAUUCAAUAAAGACGAGUUGGCUAAGAUCUGUUGUAUAUUGUCUACUGCUGAAUAUUGUUUAGAGACCACUCAGCAACUAUCUGAUAAGCUUAAGGAGAAAAUCGACCCAUCGCUGGCCGACCAAAUCGAUCUGUCAAAAGAACAAGACAACUUUCAUAAAGUCAUUUCCAACUGUAUUCAGAUUUUGGUGCAAGACUUAGAGAAUGCGUGUGAGCCAGCUCUGACGACCAUGAGCAAGAUCCAAUGGCAGAAUGUAGAUACCGUGGGCGAUCAAAGCCCCUACAUCACCGCCAUCACGACCCACUUCAAAACCACUAUACCUAUAAUAAGGGACAACUUGUCCCACUCGCGCAAAUAUUUUACACAAUUUUGCAUAAAAUUCGCUAAUUCGUUUACUCCGAAAUUUAUUCAAAACAUCUACAAGUGUAAACCGAUAAAUACCGAAGGCGCCGAACAAUUGCUUUUAGAUACUCAUAUGUUGAAAACAGUAUUGUUAAAUUUACCGUCGAUUUCGUCGCAAAUUAAUCGACAAGCUCCCGCUUCGUAUACUAAGGUGGUAACUAAAGGGAUGACCAAGGCCGAGAUGAUCCUAAAGGUUGUGAUGACCCCUGUUGAUCCGUCAAAGGCUUUUGUGGAACAGUACAGGAAGUUAUUGCCAGAAUGUCAACUGAAUGAUUUUUAUAAAAUUUUGGAUAUGAAGAGCGUGAAGAGGCAGGAGCAGGCGGUUUUAGUUGAAGUUUUUAAAGCGUAUAAGGCUUAAAGAGUAGUCAAAUAGUGCAGCAAUCUUACAUUCCGUUAUAUAGCAUGAUUGUGAUUUUCUUUAAUAAAUAUAGACUUACCAGAGUUA